Polypterus senegalus (gray bichir) is the source of this 3609-nucleotide messenger RNA. RefSeq names its product mitogen-activated protein kinase kinase kinase 3 (gene map3k3). Gene Ontology annotation, biological process: protein phosphorylation. Lineage: Eukaryota; Metazoa; Chordata; Cladistia; Polypteriformes; Polypteridae. The record is from RefSeq and is a predicted model, not a curated record. Bases 1307 to 3226 code for a protein of 639 amino acids. Gene Ontology annotation, molecular function: protein binding; protein kinase activity; ATP binding. The transcript is spliced from 17 exons.
UUUUUGGUCAGGAAACUCAACGUACGUAACGGCUCGAGCGCACUUUUCCGCGGGCCAAGAAGACGAGACCUGGCGGCUGGACUGACAGACAGAGCCGAGAUUUAGGACGGAAGUCGUCCGGAGCUUCGUGGACGAGCGGUGAACGUCUUCCUAAUUGUCGAAGGGGAAAAAAACUUAACGGCGUCACAACUCGGCCUGGCCCCCGUCUCGCCGACCGACGGGCUCGUUUGCGGCUUGCUUGUUUUCUUUCCCCCCUCUUUUUUUCCCCCCAGCCGUUGCAGAGCGUUGACGUAUCCCAAAAAGGGCAACUUUGCUCGUCAGUAUGCCAGCCUCAGAUGGUGCGUCCGCAGCCUGUUCCAAGUCGAGCACGUCGCCUCGCCGGACUUGUGCCUUGUGAAGAUGACGUCUUAUGAGUGUAGAAAUGUCGGAUUACAGCCAAAGAUGUGUCUGUCGGUGUAGGCUUCGUGACAUGGAGUUUGAGCGCAGCGCGAGCUUCCAGAGGGUGAGAGUAAGUUAAAGCCGUAGCUCGCUGUCCUCCUAAGAUUCUCGAACUCCCUGCCGAUGGAUCGCACGUUUUGAUGGCUGCCUGGUCCGGAGAAUGUCGACAGACGGCACGGAACUGAGAGUCUCUGACGGAUCCACUUUGCCUUUAACAUAACGAGUGUCAGCGCCACGAUUUUACGGUUAAAACGCUUUGCAAGUUUGCACGCCAUCUAGAAGAGCCGAAAGGACAAGUUGUGCCUCGCAGUGCACGGUGCACGCUGGCCUGAUUUGUGCCUUCCUUCCCCUUGCUGCUGUCGCCAUGUUUUAAGAUACAAUAAAGGACCAGCUUGAGGACUUGCUUUGGGUCCAAAAACUUUUUUUUUUGUUUUGGCCUGCAUAGUAUCUUCGUAAACUGUCGAAUCCAACUUCCUUCCAGCAGUCCAAAGAACAGGAUUGAAGCUAUAAGCCAUUUUCUUUACUCCCGGCUGUCUCUCAGUCGGCUUUCCAGUUUCUAUAUUUUAUACUUGUAUUCAAUACGGGCCUUAAUCGCAACACUCCGUUUGAGGAUUACAAAGGCAUAUGCAAUGCGUGAUGGAUGUCCAUGAAGUGUCCGAGUUCUCCUGUUCAAGUCCUCCGGAGAGCUGAAACUCUGCCCAGAUGCUGUUCUCGAGCUAGCAAGAUUUGGGGAGACUUUCUGAAGACUGGCAUCGUGUGCCCCAGAGGGACUCGAAUUGGCUGAGCCCCGAGUUAGGGGGCACUUUGUGCUAAGUAGGACAGACCCUUUCUCAUCAGAUUGUUGUCAUGACCAAGACUUGGUGAAGGCAUGGAUUUUCGAAGACCUGAAAUUGGUUUGGGAAAGCAGUCCUUAAAAAUGGAUGAACAGGAAGCCCUGCACUCCAUCAUGAAAGACCUGGUGGCCUUGCAGAUGAGCCGGCGGAACAGGCUUACUAAUUACGAGAGUGUGAAGGGCAAGGCAAACAGCCAGUCCAACAAGCAGAAUGAUGUACGAGUAAAGUUUGAACAUAAUGGGGAACGAAGAAUAAUCCAGUUUACUAGGCCAGUUAAGUAUGAAGAUGUGGAGCAGAAGGUGAAGACUGCUUUUGGACAGCAGCUUGAUCUUCACUACAUGAACAAUGAGUUGUUCAUCCCUCUUCGACGUCAGGAUGACCUGGAUAAAGCCAUUGACCUCCUCGACCGGAGCAGCAACAUGAAGAGCAUUAAGAUUCUGUUGUUGUCCCAGGAGAGAAAUCAUGUGACUUCACAUAGCCUUCCCAAGCAAGUGCGCAUCAAAGCAUCCCAGUCAGUGGGAGACGUCACCGCAGCCUUCCAGCCCCCAGAGCCCAGGAGCCGGCACCUGUCUGUCAGUUCACAAAACACUGGUCGCAGUUCCCCUCCUCCUGGUUACGUACCUGAAAGGCAACAGCGCAUCGCACGGCAGGGGUCUUACACCAGCAUCAACAGUGAAGGAGAGUUUAUCCCUGAAACCAGCGACCAGUGUAUGUUGGACCCCCUGAGCAGCGCCGAGAACUCCGUAUCAGGAAGCUGCCAGUCACUUGACCGCUCCGUGGAUAGUCCAUCUUUUAGGAAAUCACGAAUGUCCCGGGCCCAGAGCUAUCCAGACAACCGGCAAGAAUUCCCAGAUCGGGAAAACCAGAUCUAUGACAAAGCGGGCAAAGGAGGCACCUAUCCUCGUCGGUACCACAUGUCAUUACAGAACAAGGAUUACAAUGAUGGUCGCAGGACAUUCCCUCGGAUUCGAAGACAGCAGGGCAACCUCUUCACGCUGGUCCCCUCCAGCCGCUGCCUGAGCACCAACGGAGAGAACAUGGGCCUGGCGGUGCAGUACAAAGAUGGCCGCGUGCGCCUGCGGAGUGCAGACAGUGAGAACACUCUCAGCGUGCAGGAGAGAAACAUCCCAACAAAGUCCCCCAGCGCCCCGCUUAACUGGCGAAGAGGGAAGCUGCUUGGACAAGGAGCCUUUGGACGGGUCUACCUGUGCUAUGACGUGGACACGGGCCGGGAGCUCGCCGCUAAGCAAGUACAGUUUGAUCCAGAGAGUCCUGAAACCAGCAAAGAGGUGAGCGCUCUGGAGUGUGAGAUCCAGUUACUGAAGAAUUUACGACAUGAGCGGAUCGUACAGUAUUAUGGCUGCCUGAGGGACCGAGCCGAGAGGACGUUGACCAUCUUCAUGGAGUACAUGCCUGGGGGAUCAGUGAAGGACCAGCUGAAGGCCUAUGGCGCCCUGACGGAAAACGUCACCCGCAAGUACACACGGCAGAUCCUCGAGGGGAUGUCCUACCUUCACAGCAAUAUGAUUGUGCACCGCGAUAUCAAAGGUGCCAACAUCUUGCGAGAUUCUGCUGGGAAUGUCAAGCUGGGAGACUUUGGGGCCAGCAAACGUCUGCAGACUAUCUGCAUGUCCGGGACGGGAAUUCGCUCGGUGACCGGCACCCCAUAUUGGAUGAGCCCGGAGGUGAUCAGCGGCGAGGGCUACGGCAGGAAGGCAGAUGUGUGGAGUCUGGGCUGCACGGUGGUAGAAAUGCUGACUGAGAAGCCUCCCUGGGCAGAGUUUGAAGCUAUGGCCGCCAUCUUCAAAAUAGCCACCCAGCCAACCAAUCCGGUGCUUCCUUCCUACAUAUCGGAACACUGCCGGGACUUCCUGAAACGCAUCUUUGUGGAGGCGAAGCACAGGCCGUCGGCGGAGGAGCUGCUCAGGCACCCCUUCUUUCAGGUCUUGUACUGAGCGGAGGUUGUGGAGCAGAAUGGCGGCGGGCCCGGGCCUUCCUUAAUUUGACUGCGAGCAGAAGGUGGCGCUUAUGUGCCCGCUCUGCUUCGAGGAGUAACGGGGGGGCCCUGGAGCCCCAGCUUGGCAUUUUAGUCACCUGACACUUGGGUGUCUCAGCGAGUUUUUACCAAAGAUGAAUCCGAUUGCCAAAAACACAAAUGUGCUGGACGAGGGAGGAGGCCCUGACGCCUGACUGGCACUGGGACGACGGGCAGACUUGGAGUGCCAUCGUCUGCUUGUCAACAAGGCUUUGCAGAUCAGCAAGCCACUUCUAAGUGUUACUUUGUCCCCGAUGCACUUUUAUGAAUGUCGUGUUUUGUAUUUUGCUUUUGAUUUUUUUU